ACGCCGCGCUCAGCGGGGGCGGCAGCCGCGGGAUCCGCCUCCGGAGCCUCCCACGCCGCGCCGCAGCCGGGGCCGCUGCUAUUUCUCGGUACCGCCCGUGUGGGCGGCGCGCAGAGCGGCGCGGCGCGGCGGAGCGAACGCGCACGGCGCGGCCGCGGGACCCCCGAACGCCCCCCGGGAUUCCCGAGCCCCCCGGAACGCUCCGUCCAUGCCCACGGGGCGCGCGUAGCGGCCGGACGGGGCUGCAGCCCGCGGCGCGCCAUGGCUGUGCCUCGCACGCUGGGGGAGCUGCAGCUGUACCGGGUACUGCAGCGUGCCAACCUGCUGGGCUACUACGAGACCUUCAUCCAGCAAGGAGGGGACGACGUGCAGCAGCUGUGCGAGGCGGGCGAGGAGGAGUUCCUGGAGAUCAUGGCGCUGGUGGGCAUGGCCACCAAACCGCUGCACGUCCGCCGCCUGCAGAAGGCACUGCGAGAGUGGGCGUCCAACCCGGGGCUCUUCAGCCAGCCGGUGCCGGCCGUGCCCGUCAGCAGCAUCCCUCUCUUCAAGCUGUCCGACGGGAGCGGGCGCAAAUCGCUCAGCAACGGGCACGCCAGCCCCGGCGAGGCUGUGGGGAAAGGGGGGGGAAGCGCGGGGACGCCCCCCGCUCGCAGCCCCACGGAACCCCCAGAGAAGCUGUCGCCUUCGGGGGCGCCUCCGUGGCCGGGUAGGAGCACCCCCGAAUCGGAGGGCGGUGGGGAUGAGGAGCCAGGUGCUCCCCCCUUCUCCCCCGGGGGCGCCGAGCAGCCGUCGAGCGGCGACGUGUUGGAGCCGGAGUUGGUGCGGACGGUGGCGGAGAGCGUCGAGCGGCUGCUGCAGAGCUGCCCCCGGGGGGGGGACGCGGAGCUGCGGGCUCUGCUGAAGCUCAAUAAGAAGUUGGCCAAAGCCGUCGGGCACAUCUUCCAGCUGGAAGACGGCGACCGGCAGAAGGAAGAGGAGAUCCGGCGGCACAGCGCGAUCUACGGCCGCGGUGAUGCGCGGCGCCGGGAGGGCAAACAGCUGACGCUGCACGAGCUCAUCAUCAACGAGGCGGCCGCGCAGUUUUGCCUGCGGGACAAUUCGCUGCUGCUGCGGCGCGUUGAGCUCUUCUCGCUGUCACGACAGGUCGCGAGGGAGAGCACCUACCUGUCCUCGCUCAAGGUGUCCAGGGCGCAGCCCGAGGACGGCGGGGCCAGCGCGCCCAAGCGGCUCAAACAGGAGGUGGGGGAGCAGAGUCGCGCCGAGCCGCCCUCGCUGGGGUCGGACCUCCACGCACCCCCAUACCGAGUCGGCAACGAGGAGGAUGCGGGGGGAGCGGCCGGAGAGAGCGUGGACGGCCACGCGCAGGCGGCGGGGCUCUGUCCCCGGCUGACCCCCCCGCCCGGCGCUGCCCCCGAUGCGCCCCUCGCGCUCCCCCCGCACGGGCUUUGGAGCCGGCACGUUCUGCAGCAGACGCUCAUGGAUGAGGGGCUGCGCUUGGCGCGAUUGGUCUCCCACGAACGCGUGGGGCGGCUCAGCCCCUGCCUGCCUGGGAAACCCCCAGAGUUCGAGGACGGAUUGGCAGAGCGCGGCCCCCCGGCCCCCCCAGACCCUCCGCGCGGCACCAUCAAGGUGGAGCAGGAAAACAGCCGGCAGUGAAGCCCCGCGCCCCUCACCUUUCCCCCUCUACCCCCCCCCCCCCCCACGA
This is a messenger RNA of Tympanuchus pallidicinctus (lesser prairie-chicken), 1705 nucleotides long. It is a transcript of the gene NAB2, whose product is annotated as NGFI-A binding protein 2. NCBI's taxonomy places the organism in Eukaryota, Metazoa, Chordata, Aves, Galliformes, Phasianidae. Gene Ontology annotation, cellular component: nucleus. Bases 262 to 1656 code for a protein of 464 amino acids. Gene Ontology annotation, molecular function: transcription factor binding; transcription coregulator activity. Gene Ontology annotation, biological process: negative regulation of DNA-templated transcription. The transcript has 7 exons. The record is from RefSeq and is a predicted model, not a curated record.